AUGCAGCAUGAUCAAAGCAUUCUCUCGAUUGUAAAACUGAAUGUCGGCGGUCAUUACUUCACUACAAGUCUUCAAACACUGACCAAAGAUCCAAACUCAAUGCUGGCCGCCAUGUUCUCAGGGAAGUUUGAAAUGGAACCUCGUGGAGACGGCGCUUUCUUUAUCGACCGAGAUGGAACUCACUUCCGGUUUAUACUCAAUUAUCUUCGCACUGGUAAAUUAACUUUACCAGAUGGAGCAACUUUUCUGAAAGAACUUGCCGAAGAAGCUGAGUUUUACCAAAUACAAGGGAUACUAGAUGAAUUGAAAUCGAUUUCGAGCGUGAAACUGAAUGUUGGUGGCCAUUACUUCACAACAACUCUCCAAACACUGACCAAAGAUCGAAACUCGAGGUUAGCUGCCAUGUUUUCAGGGGAGCAUGCCGAAAACGGCACCCUUUUCCUCGACAGGGAUGGAAAACACUUCCGGUUUAUACUCAAUUAUCUGCGGAACGGAGAGCUAGUCUUACCGGAUGGUGCAACGUUUGUAGAAGAACUUUUAACUGAAGCGGAGUUCUACCAGAUUAAAGGGAUACAAAUGAAGUUGAGUAUUAGAUCGGAGAUACUCACGAAUGAGGAACAUAUCAGCCUGCUGCUAAGUUGGUUGCCCUUGCUUGACUCAGGGAAGAGGCGACAUCGCUUUCGUCUUCUCUUCCGAGCUUCUCGAGAUGGCUUCGCAGCCGCAACCUUUCACUCCAGAUGUGACAACAAAGGGCCCACUGUUACUAUUGUGAAGAGUGGAAAAAAUGUAUUUGGAGGUUUUACAGAACAGUCUUGGAAAUGUGAGUGGUAAAUUAACUUAAUUGAGUAGAAAAUAGUAGCUAAAGAUUUGAGUAGAAACGAAAGUUAAGUUAAAAUUUUGGCGUGAAACAACGAAAACGUUGGGUUCACUUCUUCGUGACUAUAAUACCGUUUUGCUUAUCUCCCUUUCUUCUCUAAACGGCUUCCGGCCAAAAGUAAUUUCAUAAGAAAACACUUCAAACGGCCCACGAAGGCGAAAAAAAAAACCACAAAGCAUCGAUUAACAUUUCAUUCAACUUUAUUGAGAUAUUUAUACCGAGAUGUAAUUUAGAUAUGCAAUUUUCAGAGUCGUGGAUUUUGUUUGUGUGAUGUCAGCAAUAAUUAACCACGAACACAUACUGUGGUCUGCCUGUGAUAAAAGGAACAUCAUCUCAUCAACAGUUCAAAACCAUGGGUCAAAUUGUAACGAAGCAUUCUUGUUCAGUAUGGUCAACCCACAUGGCCAUGAACCAACUAAAAUACCGCUUACUCUUCAACGCCGAGGGAAUUCCAUCUCAUGUAGAGCUGACCUUGGACCAACGUUUGGCGGCGAGUUUCACGGCCAGCAUGCCCUAAGAAUCUCAGACUAUGCAAACAUAUCAUACAGUGAGUCUAAUGAUAUUUAUAACGUGUAUAAUUUUCCUCCAGAACGCGAGACUUUCUUCACGGGAAAUUCACGUUUUGUUGUGACAGAUUACGAAGUGUUUUCACUCAAUUGA
This is a messenger RNA of Pocillopora meandrina, 1537 nucleotides long. NCBI's taxonomy places the organism in Eukaryota, Metazoa, Cnidaria, Anthozoa, Scleractinia, Pocilloporidae. The record is from the annotation of a GenBank genome assembly.